AUGUGGUACGCGAAAAAAUACGAACCUCUCCAAGCGGGUAGUAUUGACGGAACAGAUACGGUACCGCACGAUCACGGAAUUUUACGAGCGCAAAAUGCCUGUUAUAUGCCACCUUCAAACGAAGAAGGUCUUACUGGCGAUCCCCUUAAAACAUUGUUCGUUGGGCGAUUAAAUCCAAUAACCACUGAAAAAACUCUGAAAAAUGCGUUCGAAAAAUUCGGUACAAUCAAACAUAUUAGACUCGUAAGAAAUUUAGGUGAUUCGCGUGGAUAUGCGUUUAUUGAGUUCACACAUGAAAAAUCUUGUCAAGAAGCCUACAAAAACUCCUAUAAAAUGAUAAUAGAUGAUCGUCAAAUUUUAACGGAUUAUGAACGAAGUCGCACGAUGGAGGGUUGGGUUCCAAGACGACUGGGUGGUGGAUUUGGGGGACGAAAAGAAUCAGGACAACUUCGAUUCGGCGCAAGAGACCGACCAUUUAAGCGACCUCUCCAUGUUGCUGGUAAUCAGUCCAUGCCAGAAAUUCUUCCUGAACAUCGCUAG
Dentiscutata erythropus is the source of this 540-nucleotide messenger RNA. Lineage: Eukaryota; Fungi; Glomeromycota; Glomeromycetes; Diversisporales; Gigasporaceae. The record is from the annotation of a GenBank genome assembly.